AUGACUACUGUUCCCCAAAUACCAAUGACUACUGUUCCACGAAUACCAUUGUUUCCAUAUUUUUGUAUAUUUAUCGAUCAGUCCGUAACUGAUUCACAACAAAGUGUUGACAUGAGAUCAAUGUAUACAACGGCUGACGACUGUUUUCUCACAUUCCGUACGCGAGAUCUGCUUAGAAACCAUCUAUUAGUCCAUCAUUUAGUUUUGGACACUAAUAUCACAGCUGUGAAUAAAUUUAUUGAUAGUCAUCUUGAAUAUCAGGAUCAGCUCAUUGUAUGUAUGUCUGAGAACAGUCGUAUUCCGGGAAGGAAUCAAACUUUAUAUGACGGAUGUCCUCUUUGCGACCGAAUUAUAAUCGUAUUUAGCGGAAUAGUACAGGGAUUUUACAGAAGAAACAUUAAUAGUGAUUGGUUUGCCAAUAAUGUCGUCCAUAUUAACAGACAUAUCAAAUAUUUUCCCUAUGAAUGUCUUGACUGUAAAAAAAUUACCGAAAAUCACAAAGAGAUGACCGUUUGUGAGAAAGAGAUCUAUUCAAAGAUGAAACAACAUAUUGUCGAACAACACCUGAGGACAGCCAGACUAACAGAGUCGGAGUUGUAUACAGAGGUCGAUAAACGCGUUUUGAAACUAGAGAUUAACACUUUGGAUGAUUUGGUGUCGGAUGAAGAGCUUGGGAACAGACAGAACAACAACUCUGUAGUCUUUUACUAUUGUCUGUUCUGUUACAAGAAAUAUGUGACAAAAAAGAGAGCUAUCGAUCACUAUAUUAAACAUAUGAUGCCAUACCUUGUGUGCACUGUGUGUGCCAUUAAAUUCAAGACAUUUGAUGACUAUCGGCAUCACAAUAGUGAUCACUUGGGAUUUAAUGAAUACAUUUUGAAUGAUUAUACAAUUAAGCGUAAAUGGAUCAACAAAUUUAUCAAUUAUAUCAACAGUUAUGACAUUAAGAUGACUACUUGUGCCCUAUUUCAACACAAUUGUCUUGUUUGUCAAUUUGUAGUCAACGUACUUGAAUUCCCGGCCAAUGGCCAACCAUCGACAGCAACAACAAUCAGCGGGGAUAUCCUCUACAGCCAUAUUCACAAUCAUUUACAAUAUUUGCCGUUUGAAUGUAUUGAUUGUGAUUUAAAUUACAAUAAUAAAACUGAAUUCUGUUUGGAUUCAAUAGCUGAAGAUCACAUCAGACAAACACAUAAUCCAAUCAUUACCGACAGUCAAACAAUGUUAAAACGAUAUCUAAGAAGUAAUAAUUGUAUUGAAAAAUUUGAUCAAAUCAUUGAUAAAUCUGUUAAACAGUACAAACAAACUAAUGAAUACAUGGAUUAUAAUUAA
This is a messenger RNA of Oppia nitens, 1332 nucleotides long. RefSeq lists its product as uncharacterized. Gene Ontology annotation, cellular component: chromosome. Gene Ontology annotation, biological process: regulation of transcription by RNA polymerase II. The coding region runs from base 1 to 1332 and encodes 443 amino acids. The record is from RefSeq and is a predicted model, not a curated record. Lineage: Eukaryota; Metazoa; Arthropoda; Arachnida; Sarcoptiformes; Oppiidae. Gene Ontology annotation, molecular function: chromatin insulator sequence binding. The transcript is spliced from 2 exons.